Molecule: messenger RNA, 534 nt
Organism: Symbiodinium sp. CCMP2592
Lineage: Eukaryota; Dinophyceae; Suessiales; Symbiodiniaceae
Source: the annotation of a GenBank genome assembly
AUGCUCUUUACCUCGGCGGGGGCUUGGAGGCGCGUGAAGGCGGAGGAGCCUGAGAAGCUGGAUCGCCCGAUGCGUUGUGCUUUGCUGGUGUGUCUUUUUGCUGAGCUCAAGAGUCGCAUGGAGAAGGUUGUCCUUGAUGAGGAGUGCAUGGGAGCGACAGCGAUGGCAGCUAUGGGAUGGCUUGCCGUUGGCCCGCCUGUGGUCUGGCACUUCAUGCGCUGGGAUGCUUCAAAGCAGCAGCAGGUCGUUGAUACUCACGGCCUCCUCUCAGUCAGGCUGAGGAAUUUUGUCACGGUGCGCUUCUACCCAACGAGACCGAUGGUUCAGGAGAUGAAAAGGCAGAAUCUUGUUCUCCUUUUGCAGACGGGGCAGCAUGGAGUUUGGUCGGCUGAGAUGCGAGAUGGCCUACGGCGCUUGUGCCACUACUCUGUGAUGCACCUUCUUGCGGCGCAGCUCAAGGAGGACAAACAUGCGCGAUCUGCGCUUGCCAAUGCCAUUGCGGAUUACCUGACUCGGCACUCGAACUCUUCCUAG